GGUUUCACUUCUUUUGUUAAUUCUCCUGGGAAGCCAUUUCGUUUGGAGGAAAAAAAAAUUCUCAGUUUAAGCGGCAUCAUCUCAUCAUCAAGUAAGGCGGAGAAGCAGCCCACUAUCAGGAGGGAGACCCACACAAUUUGCACACCCCUGCAAGUGGUUCGCUGCCCGCCGCCCCCGCCCCCGAAACCCAUCAUCAUGAAGACGACAACUGUGUGCAUGCCAUGCUGUGCGCCGUGCCCACCAUGCGGUCCAUGCCCGCCGUGUGGCCCAUGUCCUCCGUGCAGCCCAUGCCCACCCAGUCCGCCGUGUCCUCCUUGUCCGCCGUGUGUUGCUUCCUGCGGCCCAUGUCCCCCAUGCCCGCCCUGCUGUCCAGCCCCUCCUGCUCCUUCAUGUGGGCCAUGUCCUCCAUGCCCACCAUGCCUCGCUUCUUGCUGCCCGUGUCCUCCAUGCCCUCCCUGCUGCCCCGCCCCUCCUGCACCUUCGUGUGGGCCAUGUCCCCCAUGCCCACCAUGCCUCGCUUCUUGCUGCCCGUGUCCUCCAUGCCCUCCAUGCUGUCCAGCCCCUCCUGCUCCUUCGUGUGGGCCAUGUCCUCCAUGCCCGCCAUGCCUCGCUUCUUGCUGCCCGUGUCCUCCAUGCCCUCCCUGCUGCCCCGCCCCUCCUGCUCCUUCGUGUGGGCCAUGCCCUCCAUGCCCGCCAUGCUCCCCUUGCUGCCCACCAGCAUGCUUCCCGUGUCCCCCAUGCCCGCCUGGCCCUCCUUGCAUGCCCUGCAGCCACCCGCAGAUCUGCGGGCCCAAGAAGGUGGAGACACUGCCUUACAACAACAGUCGUGCGAACAACCACCAGGGUAACAACUGCAACGGCCAGGAGAAUGGAUACGAGAUUGUCGGACAAGACCUCGCUGGGAACAUCGUAUGCAAACGAGUCUAAGUGACAGCCAUUCUUCGACCACGCGGCAGAAUCCCGCACGAACCAGAGUGGGAGACCGGGAUGUGGUACGUUACGGAAGAGCAGGAAGAUGUUGCCGAUGGCGAGCAGCCCCGAGCUCCCGGUGGCCCCACAGAAGCGGCACACCCCGGGCGACACCCCGGCCGGCUUGCUGCGCGCCCCCUCGCGGAACUCCACCAUGGCCUUGAGCGUGCGCGAGUCGGCCAGCGCCAUCACCCAGAACAGCUUGGCGGGUGCGACGGUGCAGGUGAAGGAAGCGGUCGCAGUCCGCGCAGAGGUUGCCGCACGAGCUGCACUGGAUGAUGGCCGCCGUCUCGCCGUCGUCGUGGUUGCUGCACGUCGGCUGCGACACACACACACACACCCUCGAGGGCGUUACGCCCCAGUGCUGCGCGCUCGCGUCUCAGUCAAACAAUAACACGACAUACGUGGGUUCCUAUCCAAACAAAUAAAACUACUAACUAUUAGUAGAGACCUGCAAAAAUUCGCGGAUUCAUUGACCUCUAGGAUAGACUCCACAGACCUUUAAAUACUCGCGGAAACGACACCUGUUCGUUGGCUACUGACGCGCGAGACGUCUCGACUAGGCUGUCCGAAAUUCGGCACUUUCUUGGUUUAGUUUUUCCCAUUGGCUCACAGUUCCCCGGAUAAAAUGUGGGCCAAUCGCAGAAGCGGUACAAAGGUAUAGCUGUUUUGAUGCUAGCCUAUUGCGAAAUGAAUCCGCGAAUUUUGCAUGUCUCUAACUAUUGGUCUUAUGAUUUUAUGUUCUAAAAAUGUGUGGACUACAGAUGAUUUAUUAUUAUAAUAACUUAUCCUUUAUAAAAAAUCAAUAAGUAAAUAGCG
Messenger RNA from Bacillus rossius redtenbacheri, 1788 nucleotides. Its product is annotated as putative proline-rich protein 21. Lineage: Eukaryota; Metazoa; Arthropoda; Insecta; Phasmatodea; Bacillidae. The transcript is spliced from 6 exons. The record is from RefSeq and is a predicted model, not a curated record. Bases 222 to 848 code for a protein of 208 amino acids.